AUGUUAUAUUUCAUGGAUCACCCUUAUCUAAUAAUACUUUUGAUGCUUGGCAAGGCCAAAAUUGGCUUAUUAAUUGCAGCUUACAAGACCACUUUACGCGGUAAACAUGUACUAGAAAAAAGUUCAGACCUCGUGUAUUCUAUACAGGGUGAUUUAUUCUUUAACGAUCUAUUAAAUGCUGGACUAAGAAAUAAAUCAAUAUACAUUGCUGGAAAUUUUCCGCUCAAAGACAAAGAUGACAAUGCAGAUGGUGAAAACCUAGCGAUAAAAGCUGAUAAGCAAAACUUCUAUCUUGGUUCUGCAAAUCUCGAUCUCGAUUGGAGAUCACUGAAUCAGAAAAUGGAGCUCGGUAUAGUAAUGAAAAAUUGUCCAUGUCUGACUGAAGAUUUGCGGAAAAUUUUUUUAUUUAUUGGAAUUUGUAAAACAUUAGUAAAAUAUUUCGAUUCGUCUUAUAACAUGAAGCGACCAUUGAAGAUCCAUUAUAAAAAUGAAGUUUUCAUUACUUCGCCUCGUGAACUGAAUGGACCAAAUCAUAGACCAUCUUCAAUUAAAGAUCUUUGUUGGUUUUUUUGGAGAAUAUUUGAAGUACCAGCUUUGGUUGAUAGUACUUCUAAUUGGUCAGCUGAUUGUUUCGAAGGUGGCACUGCAGGCGUUGCUUUUGUAUUGCGACAAAUCUUUCAACGUGACUGGUUUUCGGAAUACACUCAGCCAUUGGCUAAAUAUACCAACAAUUUCUUAUUAUCGAAUGUGGAAGAAAAAAUCGAAAUUUUUGCCUAG
Molecule: messenger RNA, 777 nt
Organism: Dracunculus medinensis (Guinea worm)
Lineage: Eukaryota; Metazoa; Nematoda; Chromadorea; Rhabditida; Dracunculidae
Source: the annotation of a GenBank genome assembly